Messenger RNA from Prunus persica (peach), 3237 nucleotides. Its product is annotated as sulfate transporter 1.3. The transcript has 15 exons. Gene Ontology annotation, molecular function: secondary active sulfate transmembrane transporter activity. NCBI's taxonomy places the organism in Eukaryota, Viridiplantae, Streptophyta, Magnoliopsida, Rosales, Rosaceae. Gene Ontology annotation, biological process: transmembrane transport. The record is from RefSeq and is a predicted model, not a curated record. Bases 689 to 2776 code for a protein of 695 amino acids. Gene Ontology annotation, cellular component: membrane.
GUGAACCAAUGUGAAUUGGGUUUCUAGAUUUUUUUACCAAAAUAUAAAAGAUUUCAUGUUGUCCUGGUGGCUUUAAUUUCAGCUUUGUAAUUUUUGGGGAUCCUCCUAGCUGCUCAGUUUGGUACUUUGGUUACAUAAUUUUCUCGGCAACCAAACAAGUUUCCUAUUUUACUGGGGCUUCCCUUUUUUGGGGGACUUUUUCUUUUUGUUAAACAAUGCCUGAACACUGAACAGGUGGUACAGGUAUGGAGUUCCACGAUCAAUUUUUGGGUACAUUGAACCUAGACAAAAACAAAGCUGGGUUUUUUUUUUAUCAAUCUAAAUCUUCCUCUUGUGCUUCUUCAAAGAUUGCCCAUUAUUUAUAAAUUGAAAAUUUUUGUUCCCAGAAACAUGAGGACCGUUGAGUGUGGGAAAGAAAGAGAAGGAGUUUUGAGCUCAAGUGCAUUUUUUCAGAAAGGAAGACCUUUUGGAUAGGUGUAAUUGUACCCCCCCACUAUCAGUGGUUUUCAUGAGAAGCAUAUGUAGGAGCUUGAAAAGUUUGACCAGAAGUCCUUUUUAAGUGCUUAUAUAAGGAAGAGCUUCUUAGCUUCCUUCAGCAUUCACGUAAGCCCUGUGUGUACUUUCAAACAAUUAUUUGCGCAAAGCCUUGUCUGGCAUCCAUUCUUUUCAUUGGGUGAACUGCUCAUUCAUGGCUUCAGUUCAUUCAAACAACGAAGAACUUGAAACGAAAGAGAUGGAUACUAGAAGUAUGUCAUCUUCGCGCAAUCAUUCACAGGGCACACCUUACAUUCACAAAGUAGGACUUCCCCCAAAGCAAAAACUCUUCAAGGAAUUCACAAACACCAUCAAAGAAACAUUCUUUUCAGAUGAUCCUCUAAGGCCCUUCAAGCAUCAGCCAAAGUCGCGAAAGUUCAUCCUUGGCGUGCAGGCCAUCUUCCCCAUAUUUGAAUGGGGGAGAGGAUAUAAUCUGUUGAAAUUUAGGGGGGAUCUAAUUGCUGGGCUGACUAUUGCUAGUCUCUGCAUCCCUCAGGACAUUGGCUAUUCAAAACUUGCAAACUUGGCUCCCCAGUAUGGAUUGUGUAAGUAUCUAUGCUACUCAACAACACCUUCCUCUCUUGUGACUGAUUUCCUUAGAUAUUGUUGUGAGACUGAGACUUCUCUUCUGUUGUUCCAAACCUUUACAGACUCGAGCUUUGUUCCACCGUUGAUCUAUGCUAUCAUGGGCAGCUCAAGAGAUAUAGCCAUCGGACCUGUGGCUGUGGUGUCUCUCCUGUUGGGUACCUUGCUCCAGAAUGAGAUUGACCCCACAAAAAAUCCCGAAGAUUACCGGAGGCUGGCGUUCACGGCUACCUUCUUUGCUGGGAUCACCCAAGCUACCCUUGGGAUUUUGAGGAUGGGGUUCUUGAUUGAUUUCCUAUCUCAUGCCGCCAUUGUUGGAUUUAUGGGCGGAGCUGCCAUCACAAUUGCACUCCAACAGCUUAAGGGUUUUCUUGGCAUAAGGAAGUUCACAAAGAAAGCUGAUAUUGUCUCUGUAAUGCAAUCAGUAUUUCAGUCAGCCCAUCAUGGGUGGAACUGGCAGACAAUGGUCAUUGGAGCAUCAUUUUUAACGUUUCUUUUGUUUGCCAAAUAUAUUGGAAAGAAGAAGAAGAAUCUCUUCUGGGUCCCAGCAAUUGCCCCGCUGAUAUCGGUUAUCCUGUCCACCUUUUUUGUGUACAUAACUCAUGCAGAAAAGAAUGGGGUUGAAAUUGUGAGACAUAUCGAAAAAGGAAUCAAUCCUCCAUCUGUGAAUGAAAUAUUUUUUACCGGGGACUAUCUCGCGAAGGGUUUUAAGAUUGGUGUUGUGGCUGGGAUGAUAGCAUUAACAGAAGCUAUAGCAAUUGGAAGAACUUUUGCUACCAUGAAGGACUACCAACUCGAUGGAAACAAAGAAAUGGUAGCUCUAGGAACCAUGAACAUUGUUGGCUCAAUGACUUCCUGCUACGUGUCGACAGGUUCAUUCUCUCGCUCGGCAGUGAACUACAUGGCAGGCUGCCAAACUGCAGUCUCUAAUAUUGUGAUGUCCUGUGUUGUUUUCCUGACCUUGCAAUUCAUUACACCUCUUUUUAAGUACACCCCAAAUGCCAUUCUCGCUGCCAUCAUUAUAUCUGCUGUGAUCAACCUAAUCGACUUCCAAGCAGCAAUCCUUAUAUGGAAGAUUGAUAAAUUUGAUUUUGUGGCUUGCAUGGGAGCCUUCUUUGGUGUAAUCUUUGUAUCUGUCGAGAUAGGCCUCUUAAUAGCGGUCUCAAUAUCAUUCGCUAAAAUCCUCUUACAAGUUACCAGACCACGGACUGCAAUACUUGGGAAGAUCCCUAACACAACUGUGUAUAGAAACAUCCAACAAUAUCCAGAAGCAACCAAGGUUCCAGGCGUUAUGAUUGUGAGAGUUGAUUCUGCCAUUUACUUUUCCAACUCCAACUACAUUAAGGAGAGGAUAUUGAGAUGGUUGGCGGAUGAAGAAGAACUGCUAAAAGAAGCAUACCUACCAAGCAUUGAGUUUUUGAUAGUUGAAAUGUCACCUGUGACUGAUAUCGACACCAGUGGCAUUCAUGCCCUAGAAGAGUUGCAUAGUAGUCUCCGAAAGAGAGACAUUCAGCUUGUUCUUGCAAAUCCUGGUCCAGUGGUGAUUGAUAAGAUUCAUGCAUCCCAUGUCGCAAACUUGAUCGGCGAAGACAGGAUUUUUCUCACGGUUGCAGAGGCUGUAUCGUCCUGUUCUCCAAAAUUGGUGGAAGAAGCUUGAGAUCAAAAUGGAAUGUGAUUGUUGUUUGAGAGAGAAAUGGGAUGCACAAGUAUGCACUUUUGAAUUGGAGGUGCAGUUGAGUAGUGCAUGGUGGGGAAUCAAAUUAUGAAAGUGGUUUGGCGUGCCUGGGUCCAAUGCAAGUAAAAAGUAAAAGAUAACAACAUAAAAAGGUGCACCAUGGUGCACUCCAAGCGAUAAAGGGUGUUUAAAAUACAGAAAAAUGUGCAUAGAAUGAGAAUCUAACUGUUGACUCUCUCUCUCUCUCUCUCUCCCCCCUACGUUAAGAUUGUAACCUCAACCAUCGUGCUAUCUGUAGUUUUGAUUUCUAGCUCACUGCCUUGUAUCCCCGACGUAUUGAAGAAAUUUGAUAAAAUGCAUUUUGCAUUCUUACUUUUGGCAAAUAUCUAGUGCCAACACUCUUGUUUUUGUUGUUAAAUAUAGAUUUGUAUGCUUUUCUUUUA